Messenger RNA from Gracilinanus agilis (Agile Gracile Mouse Opossum), 708 nucleotides. It is a transcript of the gene KCNMB2, whose product is annotated as potassium calcium-activated channel subfamily M regulatory beta subunit 2. The transcript has 3 exons. The record is from RefSeq and is a predicted model, not a curated record. Gene Ontology annotation, molecular function: calcium-activated potassium channel activity; potassium channel regulator activity. Bases 1 to 708 code for a protein of 235 amino acids. Gene Ontology annotation, biological process: potassium ion transport; detection of calcium ion. Gene Ontology annotation, cellular component: voltage-gated potassium channel complex; membrane. Lineage: Eukaryota; Metazoa; Chordata; Mammalia; Didelphimorphia; Didelphidae.
AUGGGGGAAUUGAUAAAAUGUAAAGUUCACCUGAGAAUUAUUAUUUUCAACCUCAGAAAUAUUUACCAAAAAAUCAGGGACCACGACCUUCUGGACAAAAGGAAAACAGUCACCGCUCUGAAAGCUGGAGAAGAUCGAGCCAUUCUCCUGGGGCUGGCCAUGAUGGUAUGUGCCAUCAUGAUGUACUUUCUGCUAGGAAUCACCCUCCUCCGCUCAUAUAUGCAAAGUGUAUGGACAGAAGAGUCUCAAUGCACAUUGCUAAAUGCUUCCAUCACAGAAACAUUUAACUGCUCUUUUAAUUGUGGUCCAGACUGUCGGAAGCUCUCUCAGUACCCCUGCCUCCAGGUCUACGUCAACCUAACUUCUUCGGGACAAAAGCUCUUACUUUACCACACAGAAGAAACAAUGAAAAUAAAUUCUGAGUGUUCUUAUAUACCCAAAUGUGGCAAGAAUUUCGAAGAGUCGCUGUCCGUGGUGAACGUGGUGAUGGAGAAUUUCAGGAAGUACCAACGGUUCUCCUGCUUCUCCGACCCCUCCGGCAACCAGAAGAACGUCAUCUUAACCAAACUCUACAGUUCCAAUGUGCUGUUCCACUCACUCUUUUGGCCCACCUGCAUGAUGAGUGGUGGUGUGGCCAUUGUGGCCAUGGUGAAAUUCACUCAGUACCUCUCCCUGCUCUGCGAACGCAUCCAGCGAAUCAACAGAUAG